UUUUCGUUUGAAACCUUUCUAGAUCCAACAAAAUGAGCUACGACCGAACAUGGAGUAGCUCCGCCUGGACUAAGGAGGAAGACAAAGCAUCUGAAAACACCCUGGCUAUCUAUUCUGGAGAUAGCAAUCUAAUGAUGAAGAUUGCAGCAGUAGUUCCUCAGAAAUCUCUUCAAGAUAUUAAUCAGCAUUAUAAUGACCUUGUUGAAGAUGUCAACGACAUUGAAUCGGGACCCAAAUAUGGACAAAUGCAAAGUUGUUCCAGCCGUAGAAGUAGAUCAUCGGGAGCAGUGGUAGAAUGGCGAAAAGGGAUUCCUCGGACUGCAGAAGAACACAGGUUGUUUGUCCAAGGGUUGGAGAAAUAUGGCAAAGGAGAUUGGCAGAAUAUAUCGAGGAACUGUGUGAGAUCUAAAACACUAACACAGGUGGCUAGCCAUGCCCGAAAGUUCUUCAGUCGAUUAAAUGGCAAUAGCAAGGCGAAGAGGAGAAGAAGCAUUCAUGAUAUCACAAGUGUGAAUGCUGCUUAUACUACUGAACCUUCACAAGGACCGAUCACUGACUAUGUAACUGAAGCUUUUGACGUAAUAUCUUUACCAGGGCAAGUUACCAACUGUGCUAUUGAAGGACCAUCUGCUGUGAACCCCAAGAAAUUCUCGCUUAGUGCUUCUGUUGGUAGUGAGUUAAAUAAUUCAUCUCCUGACUUGGAUGAGUUCCUGCUUCUUAUAGGAGACCUAAUCACUGAACCGGCAGAGGGCACCUCUGGAGUGUGCCACCAGCAACCAUCAGUUGCUGGUGGCAUCGGAAUGUACACUCAUCCGGUCGUUAAAAUUGGGUCACUAGAAGAGCUAAUGACCAAUCAGUUGGUUGGAUCCACUCAAGUAGGUAUGAGUUCCUUGCCUGGUUGGACAGAACGAGCAUUGCAGGAAGAAUUAAGACCCUGAUCCAGCAUGCUAGU
Lycium ferocissimum is the source of this 952-nucleotide messenger RNA. Its product is annotated as transcription factor SRM1-like. The coding region runs from base 33 to 938 and encodes 301 amino acids. Gene Ontology annotation, molecular function: DNA binding. The transcript has 2 exons. The record is from RefSeq and is a predicted model, not a curated record. Lineage: Eukaryota; Viridiplantae; Streptophyta; Magnoliopsida; Solanales; Solanaceae.